UGUGCGCCUGUGCGUUUGUAAACAUACACGUAAUUUAAAUAUAAAAUUAAAGGGAAGUUCGAGAAAAGUCGGAUAAGUUCGUCGAGGAAAUGUCCAAUACUGCUGUAUGUAUAUCUGUAUAUAUAUUCUAAAUUGUCAGUGAAGAAACAUGACAGAUGAUUUGCGUUUGGAUACAUUGCCGUCCGACGCUCUUAUUUUAAUUUUUGAUUAUUGUCAUGCAUUCGAUUUGGUUAGACUCAGUGAAGUGUGUUCCCGGUUUCAUGAAAUUAUUCGGGAUAAAAUAUUAUGGGUCAAGAAAAGUAAGCUGACUCUUGCCACAAAUCAAACGUCCAAAAGAUUUCGUGCAAGAUGUAAUCCUGUACUCUGUUUGAGGACAAAGUGGCAAAUUUCUCAUAAUUGGCAAUAUGGAAAAUACAAUACAAAUCUUAUUUUCUCACAAGGCAAAAAAUUAAUGCCAUGGAUUCAAUUAUCUGAAGAUACUUUAUGGUGGAGUGGAGGGCAUCAACUUUUUGGUUUUGCACGUAAACAACCAUUUAGUCACAAUGAUAUUAAAUUUGCUCAGCUAAAUAGAAGAAGUGAUAUUUGCAAAUUUGUUGUUCGUGAUGAUUAUAUCAUCAGUGGUCACAGGGAUGGCAGUUUAAAAUUCUGGUCACUCACCAAUUCUGGACCACUUCAUUAUGAUGGAACAAAUUAUAUUGUGAACCAUUUAUGCUAUAAUAUUGAAGAAGCACAUUCUACUGAUGUGAAUGCUGUGGAAGAAACACCUCAAGUUGUUAUUUCCGGUUCUGGUGAUGGCGUGAUUAAAAUAUGGAUGAGACCAGGAGAAACAAUGACAAAUGUGCCUUUGAAAUGUUUAAAUGUUCAUGAUCGAAUUUGGUCACUGUCGGCAGAUCCAACGGGACAAAAAUUUGCUGUAGGAUCAUCUGGAAUUGGAGAAGGUGCACCACUACAUAUUUUCGACAUCGAAAGCUGCAAGGAAUCAAAUGUUAUGAUGCAUGUUUGGAGAAGAGGUGCUGGAAUAUUGGAUAUGGUUUGGGAUAAUCCACAAACUCUUCUAACCUGUGGAUAUGAUACAUACUUAAGAAAAUGGGAUUUAAGAAGUGGAAAAUGUGUCAGUUAUUGGCCUGAUCCAACUGAUGCAACAAUGUACUGUAUGUCUUCAGAUUAUCAGUACUCGGUGGUUACUGGAGCACAGUUUAAUUGCAAAGCAGUUUUAUGGGAUCAGCGACAAAUUAAUUAUGUACAGUUGUACUUUAUGAAUCUCCGUCGCAUUUCAAGUCCACUGUACAGUUUAUGUUUUGACAGUACUCAUCUUUAUGGAGCUACUGAUCAACAUUUAGUUGAAAUGGAUUUCUCUGGUCGUUGCAAUAAAGAGAAAAACUAUCGUGAAAUUCUUAAAUACAAAUGGAAUACCAGUGAAAUUAUACGAAGAUGAAAGUACAACAAUAUAGAUUAAUGCAUAUAUAAUUUAAAUUUAAAUAUAUAUUUAUGAAAUAAUUUUAGCAAAAUACCCACAAAUUGUGUAAAUGUACAAAAUUUAAUUUUUGCAAAGAUAUAUCAAAUAAUAUUGCCAGUCGCUUAUUUGUUUUUUGUUUUAAAAAACUGGUAACAAGAAGAAGUAAAAUAUUUGAAAAUGAGAAAAUAAUCAAUCCAAAAUACUUUGUAAAUAAAAUAAUGCAAUCAAAAAUAAAUGUUUAAAACGUUUUGAAAA
Molecule: messenger RNA, 1711 nt
Organism: Leptopilina boulardi
Lineage: Eukaryota; Metazoa; Arthropoda; Insecta; Hymenoptera; Figitidae
Product: F-box/WD repeat-containing protein 4-like
Exons: 6
Coding region: 149-1435 (428 amino acids)
Biological process (GO): SCF-dependent proteasomal ubiquitin-dependent protein catabolic process
Cellular component (GO): SCF ubiquitin ligase complex
Molecular function (GO): protein binding
Source: RefSeq, a predicted model, not a curated record